Molecule: messenger RNA, 855 nt
Organism: Penicillium subrubescens
Lineage: Eukaryota; Fungi; Ascomycota; Eurotiomycetes; Eurotiales; Aspergillaceae
Product: aspartate/glutamate racemase family protein
Exons: 1
Coding region: 1-855 (284 amino acids)
Source: RefSeq, a predicted model, not a curated record
AUGCCUACACAACGGGGCGAUCGUUCCUUCAAGAUUAUGGUCAUCAAUCCGAAUGUAUCCACGGAGAUGACAGAUGCUUUGAAGCCUGUAAUAGAGAGCCUCAACUUCACUGAUGUUGAGUGGCAUUUCUAUACCUCUCCGAGAGACGUCAAUCCAAACGACCCCCACAGUCCAGAACUCCCCAUCGACAGCAUCAACAGCUCUGUGGACUCGGCCAAGACCGCAUGGGUCUGCAGAAACACCGUUCAAUACAUCCCAGAUUUUGAUGCAUUCCUCGUCGCCUGUUACUCCGCCCACCCUCUCGUAGGGAUUCUACGCAAGGCAAUUGCGGAUUACGAAACGGAACAUGAUACCCAACGCCACCGUUAUGUGACUGGCAUUUUCGAAGCUAGCGUCACCACAUCUCUCUCCUUGAUCAGCGCAUUCAACCUGACUUCCGUUCUGUAUGCGCGCGAUCAGGUUGAAGACUCUUUUGGCAUCGUGACUACUGGCAGCGGAUGGAAGCAAGAACUCACGAAUGCGGUCACCGAGAUGCUUGUUGGCAAAGAUCGAGAAGUCCCUGCUUGCUUUGCGGGAGUUGAGACGACUGGUCUGUCUGCUCUCGAACUACACAAGACUGACCCUGAGGAGGUCAGACGUCGAAUCUCGGAGGCUACCACCAGACUGCUGAAGAACUCAUCUACAUUUGUGGCAGCAGUCUGCUUGGGCUGUGCUGGCAUGGUGGGCAUGGAAGAAGCAGUGAGAGAAGGCUGCAUUACGGCCUACGGCAAGAAAGAUGGCCAUCGAGUCCGAAUCAUUGACGGAGUUGUUGUGGGAGCUCGUCAACUCGCCGACCACUGUCGAACUGGCUAUUAG